AUGAGCACCUAUAAAUGUAGAGCGUCAACGGAACUUAUCAGCCGCGAUGCAUUUCCUAGCAAUUGCUGCGCUGUUUUCAACCGUGGUGGCGGGCUUGGCCCCUCCAAAGUCUGUGUGGUACCGGCAGCCGGUAACUCGUCGAUUGAUGAUACUCCUGCUGUGUUGAAAGCGUUUGACCAGUGCGGACAUGGAGGGAAGAUUCUGUUUCAGAAUACAACGUACCAUAUCAACAGUGUUAUGAACACGACCGGACUGGAGAACUGUGAGAUUGAUCUUCGCGGAACGCUAUUGUGGAGCACAAAUGUCUCGUACUGGCUUAAUCACUCCCUGCCAGUCGGGUACCAGAACCAAUCCACGGCGUGGGUGUUUGGUGGUAAGAAUAUCCGCUUCGAUGGUCAUGGGUAUGGUACUUUGAAUGGCAAUGGGCAGACUUGGUAUGAUGCUUGUGGAUCGGUGUCGAAUUAUCCCGGUCGACCGCAUGCUAUGACUGUGGCUGAGACUAGCAACUCGGAGUUUACGGGGUUGCGUUUCGUCCAGAGUCAGAUGUGGACACUAUCUAUCAUCCACUCCCAAAACACUGUAUUCGACCAUAUCUACGUGAACAGCACCUCGACCCACUCCUCAUCCCGCAACACAGACGGCGCAGAUACAAUCUACAGCUCACACAUCACAUUCCGCAAUUGGGAAGUCGACAAUGGUGACGACAGUAUCAGUCUCAAGGCUAACUCGACAGACAUUCUCAUCGAAGACUGUCUUUUCCAUCGCGGUCUGGGCAUCGCACUCGGUAGUAUAGGACAGUACAAAGAUGUCUACGAGACUAUUCAGCGAGUGCAAGCCAGAAAUAUUACAUUCAGCGGCACACUUCAUGCUGUGUAUUUCAAGACCUGGACCGGGGAACAGGUUAAUUAUCCUCCGAACGGGGGUGGUGGAGGUCUUGGCUAUGCAUCUGAUAUGAUCUUCCAGGACCUCAAGGCUACCGCAUUGAGGGGUCCGGCUAUCGCCAUAUCACAGUGUACCACAUUCUCCGGGGCAGCUGGAAACUGCACGUCUUCCAAGUUCCAGCUUCGAGAUCUCACAUUCAGAGAUUUGACUGGGACUACGACUAGUCACGAUGUGGCUAGCUUACAGUGCUCAGGUGUAAAGCCUUGCGAGAAUAUCUCCAUUACGGGGGUUGAUCUGGCUGUCAGUUCUAAUGGGACGCUGGCUGAUGAGUACCUGUGUGGGAAUGUGGAGGGAACUCGUGGGUUCAAGUGUACUGGGGAUGUGUGUGUUGGUGGGAGUGCGACUGGUGGCUGCUGA
Penicillium daleae is the source of this 1299-nucleotide messenger RNA. Its product is annotated as putative exo-polygalacturonase. The record is from RefSeq and is a predicted model, not a curated record. The transcript has 5 exons. Gene Ontology annotation, molecular function: polygalacturonase activity. NCBI's taxonomy places the organism in Eukaryota, Fungi, Ascomycota, Eurotiomycetes, Eurotiales, Aspergillaceae. Bases 1 to 1299 code for a protein of 432 amino acids. Gene Ontology annotation, biological process: carbohydrate metabolic process.